Messenger RNA from Drechmeria coniospora, 1521 nucleotides. RefSeq names its product Terpenoid cylases/protein prenyltransferase alpha-alpha toroid. Gene Ontology annotation, molecular function: protein farnesyltransferase activity. Gene Ontology annotation, biological process: protein farnesylation. Gene Ontology annotation, cellular component: protein farnesyltransferase complex. The coding region runs from base 1 to 1521 and encodes 506 amino acids. Lineage: Eukaryota; Fungi; Ascomycota; Sordariomycetes; Hypocreales; Ophiocordycipitaceae. The transcript has 5 exons. The record is from RefSeq and is a predicted model, not a curated record.
AUGAGAUCCCGAACAGCCGCACCGAAUCGCAGCCGCGCCAAAGUUGUCUUCGCCCAUCGCAUCAACGGCUGGAGCAAGAUCAACGUCGACACCGACACCGAAACCGACACCUACAAGAUGGCCGCCGCCGCAACGGAGAAUCCGAUGCGGCCGACGCAGCCGACGCUGGAUGCCGAUGCCGCGAGCCGAGGCAGAGUGCCGCACCUCUUCUCUUCGAACCCUCCGAUCCGUGACACGCUCGAGACGGGGAGCUCGCGCCUUCAGGAGGAGACCAUCAAGGAAUGUCUGCCCUUCCUGGCCGACGGAGAAGGACACGAGAAUCGCAAUGAUCAUGGCAUCCCGCACCUGUACCGCCGCCGCCACGUCAAGUUCCUCCGGAAGCAGCUCGGCCUGCUCCCGUCCGGCUUCACGGCUGCCGACGCCAGCCGACCUUGGUUUUUCUAUUGGUGCCUCAACGGACUCGCGCUCCUCGGGGAGGACGUGGGCUCCUAUCGCUCGAAACUGGUCGAGACUGUUCGUCCCAUGCAGAACCCUACAGGAGGCUUCGCCGGUGGCUUCGGUCAGGCCUCGCAUCUCGCCACCACCUAUGCGACGAUCCUGUCUCUUGCUCUCGUCGGAGGACCCGACGCCUACGAGGUGGUGGAGAGAAGGGCCAUAUGGAAGUGGUUGUGCUCGCUGAAGCAACCCGAUGGAGGAUUCCAGAUGGCCAUCGGAGGCGAAGAGGAUGUGAGAGGGGCCUACUGCGCUGCCGUCAUCAUAUCGCUGCUCGACCUACCGCUCGACCUAUCAUCCGACUCGCCUGCUCAUGCAGCCGGCCACACCGGGCUCUUCGACGGCCUUGGCGAGUGGGUGCAACGAUGCCAAACCUACGAAGGAGGUGUGUCGGCAAAGCCGGGCAUCGAGGCCCAUGGCGCAUACGCCUUCUGCGCCUUGGGAUGCCUCUCCAUCAUCGAUUCCCCGCAUCGAGCUGUUCCAAAGUAUCUCCACGUACCGCGCCUUCUCUCCUGGCUGUCCUCUCGACAGUACGCACCCGAAGGUGGCUUCUCCGGUCGCACCAACAAGCUCGUCGACGGCUGCUACAGCCACUGGGUAGGCGGAUGCUGGCCCUUGAUCGAGGCCGCUCUCGAUGGGCCGCCACCUACGCCCGCAGGCCGCUCGCCGACGCAGUCCGAUGCCAGCCUCUUCAGCAGAAACGGCCUGAUUCGCUACAUUCUGACCUGCGGACAGGAUCUUUCGUCCCGCGGCGGCUUGCGAGACAAGCCAAGCAAGUACUCGGAUGCAUACCAUACGUGCUAUGUCCUCUCCGGCCUGAGCUCUGCUCAGCAUAAAUGGACGUUGGACUCGUCUCGAUCCGACGCCGCCGCGAUGCAUGGCGACGUCUGGGUCGGAUUGCCUCACACCAAAGGCGAGCAAAUAUUCGACGAGGAGGAUCGAGUCGGCAUGGCGCAUCCCGUUUAUGUCAUUCCCCAGCAACGAGUGGAGGAUUGCCAGCAGUACUUUGCUUCCAAGCAGGGUUUCUAG